Paramecium octaurelia is the source of this 123-nucleotide messenger RNA. The record is from the annotation of a GenBank genome assembly. NCBI's taxonomy places the organism in Eukaryota, Ciliophora, Oligohymenophorea, Peniculida, Parameciidae.
AUGCUAUAACUUAAUUUAAUCUACAAUUUGAAUGAUUUUAUAAAAUGUAAGGAUUGUAAGUGGGAAUAUGAGAGAUAUUUAGAAUUUGAAGGGAGAAAAUGCUAAAAUAUAUUUUUGAUAUGA